Molecule: messenger RNA, 851 nt
Organism: Pseudophryne corroboree (corroboree frog)
Lineage: Eukaryota; Metazoa; Chordata; Amphibia; Anura; Myobatrachidae
Product: arp2/3 complex-activating protein rickA-like
Exons: 2
Coding region: 131-814 (227 amino acids)
Source: RefSeq, a predicted model, not a curated record
GCCACGGACCAGCAGAGGACUUGCGUCGGGGAUUGGUCCCUUCUACAGGCCGGAUCUCCUACAGGAUUCGUCAGAGGAUGACGAGGUGGAAGUGCAGCAGCCUGCUGUUUCUACAUCCCUGUCUGCACAAAUGCAAUUGGUGGCAGACGUACAGGAAGGGCAGGAUCCCUCAAAUGUUCAGAGGGUACACACCCUGGCAUCCCAGAUUACUUCCCGCCAGGAUACUUACACGAAUGUCGUUGAAACCAGACUGGAUGCCAUUGAGAAGACAAUGGAGAAGAUGGCAAACAGUCUGGUUGAAAUGCAAAAGGCUCAUGCCGACAGCACGGCCGAAAUGCAAAAGACCAGACGAGAAGAUCACAGGGAGACUAUGGACAUCCUUCACAUUCUGGCCACAUCCAUCAACCGGCUGGUGGAGAACACAUCAUGCCUGGCACACAGCACUGACAACAUGUCGGAGAGCCAACGACAUUCGGCAUCCAGCCAACAGAUCAUCGCAACCACACUGCAGAUGAUGUACGAUAAGCUCCCAGAGCCAGCUCAUCAACACGCUGGUGAUCCACCACUUCCGCCAUCACAAGCCACAUGGACGCCUCCUUCCCUUCCUCCACCACCAUCCUGGUAUAGACGGUCACAGCUGUACCAAGGAUAUACAGGGAUGUACCCCACCCACCAGAUGCCUCCACCACCAACACCGGCUGCAACAUCUACACCCGCACGGGCACCGAGGCCAAGUCAAUACACUCCCCAGCCGCCCAGGGCAUCGACGCCCCAUCAGGAGGAAGACGAGGAUCCGGACGGACAACCACCAUAAGCCCGGUCGUAUUGUUUUAUUUACUGUUAUGUUUUUC